AUGGCUCCCAAACGAGGCUUGAAUACAAGCAUCACUAAAGAUAUUACAAUUAGAUCUUGUGAGAUAAAUGAAACAGAAGUGUUAGUUACGAGGGAAGUUCAUAUUACAAGGACUGUAGAAACUCAGGAAGAAUUUCCGGACCCCUCAGAAUCAUCGGGAUGUGAAAGUACAGACUCGUGUAUGGAUGAGAACUGGACUGAUGAGCUAUCACGCUAUGUAAGGAUCAAGACGUACCAGUACAAAUAUUACUUUCAAAGUAAACCUCUGCCAUUCAAAAUCAUUUCAUCUUCCAUUUCUUUUCUUCUUCUUGUAAUUCUUGUGGGCCUGUACAUGAAAUUCUCUUCACAACCCAAUUUAUGGAAAGAUGAUUUGAACAUAAUCCUAAGGAAAUAUCCAUCUUUAUAUGCUGCUGACAGAAGUGCUAUAGUGUUCACUUUCGAAGAUGUGUUAGAAAACCAAAAUGUUGAAGUACAUGGAUUUUUGACAAAAACCAUUCUGCUGAGUGGCCGGAAUUCCGAUAAGCUCUUGCGAGAGUUGCAACGCUUUGUGAAAAUCCAUUUCAAUCCGGAAAUUCGUGAACCAAUCACCUUGGAUGAAAACACCAGAAGGGCAGACUUACAUGAUACUGUUGAAACAGGUAUAAAUUCUUCAAAAUCUGGUCCCGGUGUAAUGGGUCUUAUGGGUAUCGAUAAAAUGCUAUGGGAUGCACCUUUAGUGCUCCAUGCUUUCUGUGACCCUGAUGUUAAUGAAAAUGCCAACCGAGUGAACUUACUGUCGAUGUCGCAGGCGACCAAAAACAAAAAGUCUUGUGAGGAGCAGGCUCUGAGAGUUCUUACGAAUACAUGGAAGGCCACAGGUGGAAAUGCAGACAAUAUUCCUCCUAUUUUGUCCAGGAUAGACUACAUCAUAUGCCUGUGA
This is a messenger RNA of Auanema sp. JU1783, 918 nucleotides long. The record is from the annotation of a GenBank genome assembly. NCBI's taxonomy places the organism in Eukaryota, Metazoa, Nematoda, Chromadorea, Rhabditida, Rhabditidae.